CUCUUUUCGAUAACAAGAGAUAAGGCAACUAACCCACACAAAUUCCCAAUCAAAAUUGAAAGCCAACGCCAUCCGCCAUGGCAGAAGCUUCGAGAAUCCUCCAAACAACACUCGUCCACACCUUCUCUCAAAACCCUAAAUCUCAAAUUACACUCAGAGCCCACUCCAAUCGUCGCUCCUUCCCUCCAAUCUCGAAAAGCAGCAGCCUUUUCCGCCCAAUUCGCUGCUCCGUCACCACCGCCAGCGGCGGCGGCGGCGAAAUCGCCACCCAAAUCGGCGUCCCAUGGGGCUGCGAGACAGACUCGGCGGAGAACGCGUCGGCGUUGCAGAAAUGGUUGUCGGAGUCCGGGCUUCCACCUCAGAAAAUGGCGAUACAGAGGGUGGAGGUAGGAGAGAGAGGGCUCGUCGCUUUGAAGAAUAUAAGGAAAGGAGAGAAUUUGCUCUUCGUUCCUCCCUCUCUUUUCAUCACUGCUGAUUCUGAAUGGAGCAAUCGUGAGGCUGGUGAAGUGAUGAAACGGUACAACGUGCCCGAUUGGCCAUUUCUUGCUACGUAUUUGAUUAGCGAGGCGGGUCUAAAAAGCUCUUCGAGAUGGAGUAACUACAUUUCAGCUUUGCCGAGGCAACCUUAUUCGCUUCUUUAUUGGACGCGUUCGGAGUUAGAUAGAUAUCUGGAAGCUUCCGAAAUCAGACAGCGUGCGAUUGACAGGAUCAAUGAUGUCACUGGAACAUACAAUGACUUAAGGGAGAAGAUAUUUUCGAAGUAUCCUGCUUUAUUUCCCGAAGAGGUGUUCAACAUGGAGAGUUUUAAAUGGGCCUUUGGAAUUCUUUUUUCUCGUUUGGUCCGAUUACCCUCGAUGAAUGGAAGAGUUGCUUUGGUUCCUUGGGCAGAUAUGUUGAAUCAUAGUUGUGAGGUAGAAACUUUUCUAGAUUACGACAAGUCAUCUCAGGGGGUCGUUUUCACGACAGAUCGAGCAUAUCAGCCAGGUGAGCAGGUUUUCAUUUCAUAUGGAAAGAAAUCGAACGGAGAGCUUUUGCUUUCGUACGGAUUUGUUCCACGUGAAGGCACUAAUCCUCGUGACUCCGUUGAGAUAUCACUCUCACUUCUAAAAUACGACGAUUGUUACAAAGAAAAAUCCGAAGCUUUGAAGAAACACGGACUAUCUGCGUCGCAAUGUUAUCCUCUGCAAAUAACUGGUUGGCCAGUCGAGUUGAUGGCAUAUGCUUACUUGGCAGUAAGCCCACCGAGUAUGGUAAACCAGUUUGACGAGAUGGCUGCUGCUGCAUCGAAUAAAAAUACGUCGAAAAGGGAUGUUCGAUAUCCUGAACUAGAAGAAGAUGCGUUGCAAUUUAUUCUGGAUACUUGUGAAGUCAGCAUAUCGAAGUACUCCAAGUUUCUUCAGGCGAGUGGAUCGAUGGAUUUGGACGUGACAAAUCCGAAGCUUUUGAACCGGAAACUGUUCUUGAAACAGCUAGCUGUCGAUUUAUCCACUAGCGAACGGAGGAUCUUGUUUCGUGCACAAUAUAUAUUGAGGAGGAGAUUGAGAGAUAUACGAAGCGGCACGCUGAAAGCUCUCAACAUUUUCGAUGGGCUUUUCGGUGGAGUUAAAAAGCUAUUCAAUUGAUCAAUCAGCUGUUGUAAAAUAAAAUGUUUUCUUUGGGAUCAAAUAGUAAUUAUAGACUUAAUAGUGGUUCAUGGUGGAAUUUUUUUGCCCCUUUUUUCUCAUGCAAUAAUAUAUUUUUAGUGUUACAUUUUAUUUACACAUAA
Molecule: messenger RNA, 1765 nt
Organism: Erythranthe guttata (spotted monkey flower)
Lineage: Eukaryota; Viridiplantae; Streptophyta; Magnoliopsida; Lamiales; Phrymaceae
Product: Rubisco methyltransferase family protein
Biological process (GO): peptidyl-lysine monomethylation
Cellular component (GO): chloroplast
Molecular function (GO): protein-lysine N-methyltransferase activity; [ribulose-bisphosphate carboxylase]-lysine N-methyltransferase activity; protein binding
Source: RefSeq, a predicted model, not a curated record